Molecule: messenger RNA, 2096 nt
Organism: Paramisgurnus dabryanus
Lineage: Eukaryota; Metazoa; Chordata; Actinopteri; Cypriniformes; Cobitidae
Gene: lpcat4
Product: lysophosphatidylcholine acyltransferase 4
Biological process (GO): phosphatidylcholine acyl-chain remodeling
Cellular component (GO): endoplasmic reticulum
Molecular function (GO): 1-acylglycerophosphocholine O-acyltransferase activity; lysophosphatidic acid acyltransferase activity
Source: RefSeq, a predicted model, not a curated record
AAAUGGGCGUGGUCACUGUGCUGCGUGUGCUCAUCAUCAGUUUGUUCGUCUGUUUUCUGCCACACAUUAGUUUUACUUUUACAUAAACUUUUUUUUCUCGUUACUUAGCAUCGUUAAGUCUGUUUUUAUUGAUUUGCGUUUUAUUUUUAAGUUAUUCUUCCAGCACUUGUUUUGGCUUCGUCUCUCAGGACACUCAGAUUUUUGGGAUUGCUCUCUCUGGAUCAUGUUUAAGUGUGAUGGCCCCAAUCUUCACCCGUUUAUUCAUUCAAUGGGUCUCACAUCGGCUCAGAGGAUCAAGGGAAUCCUCCUGGGAUCUGUACUCUUUCCCAUCCGCCUCACUCUCUCCAUCCUCUUCUUCCUGCUGAUGUGGCCCGUCGCUCGACUGCGAUUGGCCGGUUUAUCUGAGGCGGAGCGGGCAGUGCCUGUGCAGGGAUGGCGUCGGUGGUUCUUUCAUCCCAUCAUGGUCUUCCUCAGUCGAUCGGUUUUCUUCUGCACCGGUUUCCUGUGGAUUAAAGUGAAAGGGCGUCAGGCGGGGUUAAAGGAGGCUCCUGUGUUAGCCAUAGCUCCUCACAGCAGUUUCUUAGACAUGCUGGUGCUGCCCAUGACCGGUCUGCCGACUGUCGUGUCCCGAUCUGAAAACGCCAAAUUACCUGUGAUAGGAGCAUUACUGGAGUUUAACCAAUCAGUUCUGGUGAGCAGAAAAGAUCCUGAAUCCAGAAAGAAGUGCGUUUCUCAGAUCCGAGAGAGGGUGACGUCUAACGGCCACUGGCCUCAGAUGUUGAUGUUUCCAGAAGGAACGACGACUAAUGGUCAAGCGCUGAUCAAAUUUAAGCCCGGUGCAUUUUUAGCAGGAGUUCCCAUUCAGCCCGUCUUACUUCAUUACUCUAAACCUGACACAGUUCGCUGGACUUGGAAGGGAACGACUUGGUUUGAAACUCUGUUGCACACAAUGUCUCAGCUCUACACGCGUGUCACUGUGGAAUUUUUGCCCGUCUACACACCAUCAGAAGAAGAGAAGAAGAAUCCAGAUUUAUAUGCAGAAAAUGUACAGAAGCUCAUGGCAAAAGCUCUGGGUAUUUCAGCGACAGAUUAUGUAAUGGAGGGACGUUUUCCCGUUCAGAAGUUGGGAAGUCUGUCACUGCCUGUGGAAUCUCCAGCUCAGGAAACUCUCAGACUCCUCCGUCAGCACGGUCUCAAUGACACUCGUUUGAAAACGGUGAUGGACACUAUGAUUGACAGCUGUCAGUCAGAUCAAAUCACUAUGGUAACAGCAGAUCACCUGACCUCUCUAUUUGGACUCACCGACAGAAAGACGGCAGUAAAGAUCUGCUCACUUUACUCAAAGGAUGAUACAGUCGAUCUGAAACACAUUUAUUUGAGUGUUUCUGCAGUUUGUGGAUUUAGAAGUCUGGAGUCUCUCAUACACACAGCAUUCACGUGGUAUGACAGCGAUCAUGAUGGGUUGUUGAAUGCAGAUGAUCUGUCUGGCCUGAUGGAGGCGUUAGUGGGCGUCCCUCAGUAUGACAUCACACAGAUGUACAGCACACUGACCAGCAGAGGUCCACCGACUGAGGCUUCUCUUCAUAACCUACUGAUGACAGAUCCAGUAUACAGUAAACUCUUGAUUCAUCUUCACACCUCCAGUGUGACCGCUGAUGGAAAUCAUAAUGGGAUAAUAAAUGAAAAAAACAAUGGCAUUAAUAACGGUUAUAAGAAGCUAAACUAAAGGAGAAGUCUUUUAUCGGUCAGUAACUGUAUUGUUAUACUCAGACAGGCGUUAGUAUUUUUUCAGUCGUGUAUUUUAAGAUGAUGAGAAUUCAGGCUAUGAGUUUGUGUGUCAUUUUAUUUUAUUCCUGUUUUUAUGAAGAGCUGCACGGUUAGAGAUUUUGUGACUGUAUCACUACUGUAUGUGCCUUAAAACUAAAGUCUGUCUUUUUAAAGAAUAGUGUUUGAAGUAUUUGUAUAGUUGUUGUAUUUAAAUAUUGCUCUCAUUUUAAGCUAAGUUUACUUGGCGAAGUAAAAAAUUUUGUAUUAACAAAGAAGACAAGUUGAUGUCAUAUUUUAUACUUUAAUAUAUUAAAAUGUCUAAAUAAUAA